Messenger RNA from Branchiostoma floridae (Florida lancelet), 5901 nucleotides. RefSeq lists its product as uncharacterized. Gene Ontology annotation, molecular function: protein binding. NCBI's taxonomy places the organism in Eukaryota, Metazoa, Chordata, Leptocardii, Amphioxiformes, Branchiostomatidae. The record is from RefSeq and is a predicted model, not a curated record. Bases 1 to 5901 code for a protein of 1966 amino acids. The transcript has 8 exons.
AUGCUGAGGAAACUUGACCUUGUUAAAAAGCUGCUUCAUCGUUGUGGGGCUGAUGUCAAUGCAACUAACAAUGGAGGGUUAGCUCCACUGCACUAUGUAGUGAAGAAUUCUCAUAAAACUCUAGCUGAGAAGUAUGGAGGUGAGCUGUUCAAAGUAGCAGCUGAAGAGCAAGAAGAGAUUGCCCACACACUCCUGGCAGCUGGAGCAGCAGUGGACUUGCAGGACAAAAAGGGUCGGACAGCUCUCCACAUCGCUGCCAUGGGAAAGGAUGUCGCAACAGUUCAGCUCUUACUUCAGCAUGGAGCAAAACCUGACAUCCAAAAUAGUGAAGGAAUGACUCCCCUCCACCAUCUAGCCGGUACUCGUUCAUGCAUGUUUGAGAAACUUGAUGAAACUCUUGUUAAGUUACUCAUCGAAAAAGGUGCCGACUUGGAGGCUAAAAAAGACCACCUCACCCCUUUACACCUGGCAGUCAAUGGCGGCUUGUUGAACAUUGUCAAACUCCUGGUAGAAGCAGGAGCUGACAUCCAUGCUGAGACUCCAAACACUGGUCUCACUCCUCUGGACAUGGCUGAACAUGGAAGGAACCAAGACAUCAUCGACUACCUAACAACACAAGAAAAAAGCCAAAGAGAAAGGAACAAACGAGAAGAAGCAAGUGUCGAGCAAGAAGUAGAAUUGGAAGAGUCACAGAAGUCAGACACACCUGUGGAAUGGAUUGAACUUCUUGAAGAAGGAGCAGUAGGAGGAUUUGAACAAGUGUUGGUCAUUGAACAAGAGGAAGAGGAAGAUUCUGAUGAGUCACUACAUGACGUCAUGUACACGUACAUGAAGUUUGCAACUAUGUCACAAGAGCUGAGAAAUGCUAUUUCUUUUAAUGAUGUAGUGAAAUUACAAAAGAUCUUUUGUACCACUGAUGUAAAGUUGAACGACUAUUGCAGCUACAAUCCUUUAAUACAUGCAUGUAUUAAGGGCUCCCCUGUGAUUGUUGGCGCCCUUGCUAAAGCAGGAUCAGAUGUAAAUGUUAAGGCAGAUAUCAGCAACUAUAGUCCAUACAAGUCUCAUGCAAGUGCUAGACUAUGGAAUGCAAUAGAAUGCAUGAAAACAGUGACCCCAUUGAUCCUUGCAGUUGUGGACAGAAACUUCAAACUAGUCAAGAAACUUGUACAAGACUGUGGUGCUGAUGUUAAUGCAACAAAUGAGGAUGGCACGGCUCCUUUGCACCAUGUUCCUACAAAUGCCAAAGAAAGAAAAUGCUCUGCUAUAGUUGAGAGUCAAAAGAAAAUUGCUGACCUAUUGUUGAAAGCAGGAGUAGAAGUUAAUGUGCAUAACAAAAAUGGUGAAACCCCACUUCACCGUGCUGCUGUAAGCGAGGAUCUACAAUACUCAAGAAAACUUCUUCAGAACAGGGCAAGAGUAGACCUUGUGGACAAAUGGGGAUUCACUGUACUUCACAUAGCAGCAGAACAGGCUGAUUGCGAGCUCCUUAAGCUUCUGAUGCAACAAGAAGGCACCCGGGCGCUUGUCAAUCAGAAAACACAUGAUGACACCACUCCUCUGCAUGUUGCAAUUACAGCAAAAGCAGACACUCGGAAAGUAGCUAUAGAUCUGGAAAGGAGGAAGCAACUUCAAGCCACCAGGAAUCUUAAAACAGCCAAGGAAGAAGGAAGACCCAAACGUGAAUCACCAAGCGCAGAGCAAGCUCAAACAGAAGACAAGGCAGUAUCCCAGCAGACAGACACACCUGUACCUGUUGAAGAGGUUCUGGGAGCUGUGGGAGGGUUUCAGGAGGCGCUAGUCAUCAAGGAUGGAGACACCUCUUCAACGAACCUGCCACAGCCAAUCAUCUACAGCAUUGCAUCAUGCAUAUUAAUAGCAGCAAGAAUGGGUUCUGAACUAUACCAGGAUAUAAGCUCCAUGGAAACAGUGACCCCUCUGAUAGUUGCAGUUGCAACGAGGAACUUGAAAUUGGUCAAGAAGCUUCUGCAUGUCUGUGGUGCCAAUGUCAAUGCAAAGAAUGAGGAUGGUACAGCACCUUUGCACUGCAUUUCAACAAACAGAUUUGAUCAAGAGUCACUUAAGGCUAAACAACAGCGACAUAAUCUGACAGCUGCAUUGAGAUUGCAGUCAACCACUGUGACAGUUAAUCACAAUCAUGACCAGGUGAAACAAGAGAUCGCAAACCUACUGCUGGCUGCAGGAGCAGAGGUUAAUGCAUGUGACAAAAAGGGGCAAACACCUCUUCAUAAAGCUGCUACAGCAAAGGAUGCAGUCACAGCACAAAUACUUCUGGGAAAUGGUGCACGACUUGAUAUUGCAGACAACAAGAGGUCUACUCCACUUCACAUUGCUGCAAGUGUAGCUGACGGUCAGCUUUGUAGGCUCCUUAUACAACAAGAAGGUGGCCAGGCACUUGUCAACAAGAAAACUAAAGGAUUCAAUUACAUUCAUGACAAUGCUACCCCAUUACAACGUGCAAUUGCAGCGAAGGCAGAUCCUCAAGAGAAGAUGGCAGUUGUAAGACUGUUAAUUGACAAUGGCGCAGAAGUAACCUGCCAAACCAACAUGGGUUUAACCCUUCUACACCUGGCAGCAGAAGCCGGCCCUCCGGCCAUUGUCAAAAUGCUCGUAGAAGCAGGGGCAGACAUUCAUGUGGAGGCUCCCAGGACUGGUCUGACACCAGUAGACAUGGCCGAACAUACAGGACAGCAGGACAUUGUUGACUACUUGGUUGCAAAAGCAGCAGAACAUGAGGCCAAGCUUCAAGCUGCGAAGAAAGAAAAGGAAGGAGGACCCAAAAGGGAUUCACCAAGUGUGGAGCAAGCAGAGGACAAUGAAGGCUCACAGCAGACAGUCACACAUAACAUGAUGUAUACAAACUCGACAAUGUUCAGAAGUUCAAGUUGUCAGUACAAGCAGCAACAGUUGCGGGAUCUGAGGGAAGCUAUUUCCAACAACAAUUUACAGAAAAUACAAGAGAUCCUCUAUACUGCCAAUGUUGACCUGAACUAUGGCAGAGACUACAAUCCUUUACUACAUGCUUGUUAUGAGGGAUAUCCUGUAGUUGCAGGUGCCCUUGUAAAAGCAGGUGCAGAUGUUAAUGCAAGGGUAAGAUUUCGUUCUAUUGGUGAAGGUACAAAGAUAAGGUAUUCCCUUAGGCGGGCAUUAGAACUUGUAGAAGGUAUAGAAACAGUAACCCCUUUGAUACUUGGAGUUGUAGACAGAAAAGUGGACAUAGUCAGGAAACUUGUACAGGACUGUAAUGCUGAUGUCAAUGCUACGAAUGCCACUGGCUUGGCACCUUUGCACUGUAUUUCUACCAAUACGGUAGAUGAUAACUUACCUGCACCUGCUAGAGCUCAGAGGAAACAAGAAAUCACUGACCUGUUGUUAAAGGCAGGAGCAGAAGUCAAUGUGUAUGACAGAAAGGCUAACACCCCACUUCACUAUGCUGCUAUGGCAAAUGAUCCGGUCUCGACACGCGUACUUCUGCAGAAUGGUGCAACAGUGGACAUCACUAACCGUGAGGGGUGUACACCACUUCACGUUGUGUGUCAAACAAAAGAUUACCUGGCUCAUAUUCGAGAUGUCAUCGCAGUUGUGAAAUUGCUUAUCGACAAUGGAGCGAAAUUGAACAGCCAAAAACAUGGUCUUACCCCCUUACAUCUAGCUGCAGAAGCUGGCCUUCUAAAUGUGGUGAAAGUGCUCGUAACAGCGGGGGCAGACAUCCAUCCAGAGGCCCCUGUAACUGGUCUAACUCCCCUGGACAUGGCUGUAAACACAAAGAAGCAAGACGUUGUUGACUACUUGAUCGCAAGAAAAGAAGAGUUGGAAAGAAGGAAGCAGCUUCAAGCCAUCAGGAACCUUCAGGGAGGCAAGAAAGGAGGAAGACCCAAACGUGAAGCACCAAGCGCAGAGCAAGCAGAAACAGAAGACAGUGCAGCAUCCCAGCAGACAGACACACCUGUGGAAGAGAUGGUAGAAGGAGCAGUGGGAGGGUUUCAGCAGGUGUUAGUCAUUGAGGAAGGAGACAGCUCUGAUGAGGAGGACUCUAAAAUGGCAGAGGAGCUUUGGGAUGCUAUUGCGAGCAACGACCUCCAGAGAGUGCAACGCGUUCUGUGUACAAACGAAGACAUCGACCUGAACACGCUAUACAGCCCUACAACCGACGACUAUUGUGAGAACGUCGCUACCACCUACCUACUCUGGGCCUGUAAAACCAGUUCACCUGAGGUGGUCAGUGCUUUGGUAACCGUCGGAGCAGAUGUGAACGCCAGCGCCUACUUGGUAGACGAGGAAGCCCCGGACAGUUGGAGGAUUGAGCACGAAACUGGCCACGUAACGCCCUUAAUUUACGCCGUUAAGAGGCGCAAAAUUGAGCUUGUGCGUAAACUAUUACAGACCUGCCAAGCCGACCCCGACGCCACGAAUGGAGAGGGUAGAACGGCACUUCAUUAUGUUGUAGAACCGAUGUCACCCGCAGAAGACUGGCACAGCCUCAACCCCACCGUCGCGAAAGACGCAACAGGUGCGAGAGAGGACAUUGCGGUCCUGCUACUCCAAGCAGGAGUAAAACUCUACCUUGCUGAUCAGAAAGGGAACACCCCUCUACACAUUGCGGCAGCGAACGUGGACGUCCCCAUCUGUAAGAUCCUCUUAAGCCCGAUCGGUCAGGUAUCUGUACGGACUGGUAUGCAGGUAAGCCCGCUACAAAAUGACGGAGGAACCCCCAUGCACUCCGCGAUCGAGUCUGGCGGUCGCGACGAAGAAAUCGCCUGCAUCGUAGAAAUGUUGGCACAAAAAGGAGCAGACCUUAAAGCGAGGAAGUUCGGGUUGACUCCGCUACAUCUUGCGGCACAGAACGGUCUACUACUCACGGUGAGGAAGCUGGUAGAGGCGGGCGCAGACGUAGAAGCAAAGGCGGCGAGAACGGGGCUUACGCCGCUCGACAUGGCACGCCACGCCUACAAGAAGACCGUAGCGGUGUACCUUGAAUGCGGCGAGCUCCCAGAAGACACAGAAUACGAGGAAGAAACAUUUGACAACUCUACAGCAGAAUCAGCGCCCCAAAGUGAGAAGACACCACCAAGAAGCGAAGAAAUCCCGAAACUAAGCCAAGAAACUACGAAACGAAGCCAGGAAACCACCGAAGCCAAGAGCCCAUCCCAAAUUAGCGUCUGGACCGUGGCAAGACCAGAACUUGGUGAAACCAGAGAGGAAUUUGAAGGCAGAGUUUCGUUUGGAAAGAAAACUGCGACCCCUUCGACAGACGACAGCGCUAACUUUUCUACAGGCUCAAGAAAGCCCUCGACAGAUUGGUCCGUGGAAAAUGCUGUUGGGGACACGGCUAGCGACGUAUCGACACUGACAUCUGUGACCGAAGAGCCAGAGAAGCAAAAAUCGACAAAAAAUGACAAAUACGCCAUGCCGCCAAGGCAAAGUCUUUACACGGGCUCGCGUAAGUCUUCAGUAGAUGGGUCGCUGCAAAGUUUUGCGGAAGAAACGGCAAGCAGUGUGUCAACGCUAGUGCUAGGUUCGGUGAAAGAACGCGGCGACUUGGAAACACAAGCAUCGGGGCAAGAGGACAGCGCCAUGCCACAAGGACGAAACGAGACCUUGCCAUUCCAGCUAGCCGCUCUUCAAAAUGGCUCCACCAAAACAGAGUCAGUGGUGUCGUCUGCGAGUCACACAACAGACAGAAGCCAUCACAAAAAGCACCGCAAACCGGCAAGGCUCAAGAACGAGGAUAUUUUGUCCAUGGAUGAAAAGAUGGACAUCUUGCUACAGACCUUAGGUGACAUACACCUGCAAAUGGCCAAGAUGACCAAGAGGAUCUCUAAGCUUGAAACUGAGAGGAAAUCGGAGGUAGAGAGGGAUGGGCACAUGGGGAAUGGGCAGUAA